Salvia splendens (bonfire salvia) is the source of this 2509-nucleotide messenger RNA. RefSeq names its product squamosa promoter-binding-like protein 3. Gene Ontology annotation, molecular function: DNA binding. Bases 1167 to 2393 code for a protein of 408 amino acids. The transcript has 5 exons. Gene Ontology annotation, cellular component: nucleus. Lineage: Eukaryota; Viridiplantae; Streptophyta; Magnoliopsida; Lamiales; Lamiaceae. The record is from RefSeq and is a predicted model, not a curated record.
CCGGUAGUGGAAUGAGUUGAGCAGUCUCCCCAACCGUCCGAUCUCCCACAUCAAUGGGACCCACCUCCUCUGCAUAAAAUAGCUCACACCAUUGUUAUUGCCAGCUUGCCCCAUCUCCUCUUAUUUACUCAACUCUCUCACUUUCUCCUUAUGGUAACAUAAAAUUCACCCCUCUUUCUCAACUGGUUUGGGGAUUAUUAGUGAAGACUUUCCUCAUCAAAGAUGGAGUCUUGAUUUUGAUGGUGGAAGGGCUUGAUUAUAUGCAUAUUUUUGGAUUUUGUUUUGUUUUGUCUGGUGGGGAAGAGAGGCCAAAAGCAACAUAUUUAGGUCUGUUUCUUUUCUGUCUCAAGGUAGUAAGACCAUUUAUCUUCUCUUUAAUUGUUAUGUUUAAGAGGCAUGGUUGUCAAUCUUGGUGGGUGCCCAUUGCUAGUAAAUAGUAACUGUAAAAAGGUGGAGUCUUUAUUGCUAUAAUAAAGGAUGGUGAUUGAUUGGGAUUGCAGGCAGUUCAACAGUGAAAUUCUGUUUUUUUCCACUCAUCUGAGUAAAGGGGCUAAAAAAAGAAUGUUACCUACCACUUUCUUCUUUUUUCUCUAGCAAGUUCUAUUCAUUUUUCAUCCAUUGUUGGAGAGUUUUCUGCUUGGGUUGGUUUUUGUGGUAGGAAAUUUUGAACAAUGAUUAAUUAGGUUUCUUAUUCAUAGCAGUAUGUUUGAAUGAAUCUAUUUGUCUUUGCUUGUGUUAUGUUCUAUUUGCAAAGAGUAGGUUUCUUAUUUGUAGUUGUUUGAUUCAAUUUCUUUGUCUUUGGUUGUGUUUUGUCUUGUUAAUUUGAGGGCUGAGAACAUGGGCUAUUGGUGAUGUUGAAUGCUUCAUCUGAUGCUUGUUAGUUAUCACGGAGCGUAUUAAAUUUUCGUUAGCGGUUCCCUUAUCCUUGAAACAGGGAAUUGUAGGUUUUCCAUGGGAUGAUUACUUACUUUGUGAUGUCUUCAUGGUAAUUGUGAUAACUGAUAAAGUGUUGUUAUGGAUAUCUUAUUAGUUGUUAUUCGAUCCUUCUGAAGUAGUUUCGCUUAUUAUGUUGCUUGUUACACGCAGUUUCUUCAUCUAUAGUUUUAUGAUACAUUGUUCUUGCUUGGUUGAUUGAGAAACUCCACCUAUUGAGCCACUGUUUGGAGAUGGAUUGGAAUACUAAGUGGGAUUGGGAAAGCUAUGACGCGUUGGGUUCAAAAAAGCUACAACUAGUGGAUUGGACUGUUAUUGAUGAUCGGGAAAUUGAUGCUGAAUCCUUCAAUCUAAUAGCCGGGUGUGGGAACAGUGGAGCCUCUGGCUCGGAUGGCGGCCGUGUUUCUUCAGCAAAGAGCUCAAUAUCAGUUUCUGAUUCCUCAGCAAAGAACCUCAUGGCUAAUGAAGAUUUUUCCGGAAAUUUUAAAAUUACGGAAUCAGAAGGAACUCCGGAAGCUUCCAUUGGCUCGGUAGAGCCACUGAUCGGCCUCAAGCUUGGAAAGAGAACAUACUUUGAGAACAGUGGGGCUGGAAGCCAUGUCAAGAGUGCAUCGCGCGCUUCAUUGAAGAAAACUAAAUUAGCAGGUGGAAAUCUCCCAGCGCCUCGCUGUGUGGUCGAGGGCUGCAAUGUUGACCUUUCAACGGCUAAAGAUUAUCACCGGAAGCAUAGAGUUUGCAACAUCCAUUCCAAAGCCCCAAAGGUCAUCAUUGAUGGCCUUGAACGCCGGUUUUGCCAGCAGUGUAGCAGGUUCCAUAGCCCGUCUGAAUUUGAUGAAAAGAAGCGCAGUUGUAGAAGACGACUUUCUGAUCAUAAUGCGCGACGCAGGAAGCCACAGCAGGACGUCAUCCAGUAUGCUACAAGGCUCCCGUCACCAUUCUAUGGAGGAAGGCAGCAAAUGAGUUUUCUGUUGAGCAACGGUCCACCAGUGCACGCUAAGUUCACGCUGACAAAAGAGUAUCAUCCUUCGAAGUCUAGUGGAGACAGGGCUAGCAGCGAGAAAAUGCAUAUUCCGGGAGCUAAACAUCCACAGUUCGUUAACAGUGCAGCCAAAGGAUUUCUGGCAUCAAAGAUCUCUGUGGCUGAUGUUUCAAAUCCAGGUUCGAAGGGAUCCCCGUAUUCUUCCCACUUAGAUGCAGCGCCCGAGUAUCCUCGUGCUCUCUCUCUUCUGUCAAACAAUUCGUGGGGGGCGGAAUCCGUGGCUUUUAAUCCGAUUCAAGAAAAUGAAGCCCGUGCAACUCAGCCUACAAUGUAUGGAAUCCCCGAAGGCACGCCCCUAUCCUCUUCGGAGUUCUGGCUGCAUCCGCCCUCCGCUCAUCAGCCGUGGCCGGCCGACGCUAACUUCCAGCUGUUUGUAACACCAUGCGAGGAGACAGGCUUGUAUUCCAACAUAAUGAACUGACUACCAUUCAACAACAAUGUUCUAACUUGCUCUUUUGCUUUGUUGCUUUUUGAACUUUUGUUGCACAAGAAUCCAUGUUAUGAAUUUUUUAGAUUUGUUGAUAAAAGUUGUGUGAA